Molecule: messenger RNA, 3754 nt
Organism: Patiria miniata (bat star)
Lineage: Eukaryota; Metazoa; Echinodermata; Asteroidea; Valvatida; Asterinidae
Gene: ube4a
Product: ubiquitin conjugation factor E4 A-like
Exons: 18
Coding region: 224-3424 (1066 amino acids)
Biological process (GO): protein polyubiquitination
Cellular component (GO): nucleus; ubiquitin ligase complex; cytoplasm
Molecular function (GO): ubiquitin-ubiquitin ligase activity
Source: RefSeq, a predicted model, not a curated record
UUCGAGUCCGAGAUUUGUGGCAUAGUAAAACCAUCUGAUUUUGCACGGAAGGGAUUAAAUUUGAUCUCAGAGGCCUGUAACUACACAAUCACCCAUGUAAAUGUUGUUCCCAAAGUUGGAUCAAACAGGGGACUGAACUUCAUCUCUGUCCCAAACAGUUGCGAAAGAAGAACUUCAAAUUUUCAAAAGAACUUGACACAAAAGCAUCCCAGCGAGUUCCAAUAUGGAACCAGAUAUGGUCAACCCCUUCGCCCUGCUGCAGUCCGCCACAGAAGAGACCCCAGAGGUCAUGAAAGGUCAAAGUUCAGAGGUCGUGCCGGCAAUCAGCGCAGCUGAUGAAAGCAAGGAGGACAAGAAUCCAGGGUCAGAGGUGAAAGACGAGAGUGCGGCGUCAGAGGCACAGAAGGUUCAGGCAGUGGACCGGAUGAUACAGACAGUUUUUCUGGUCACCGUUGAUCACGAGAACGAGACAAGUGACCGAGGUAUGCCGCCUCGCUGCGUGUACCUGGUGGAAACGGCCGACGCCCUGAAGGAAGAAAAUGGCGGGACGUGGAACUGGCUGGGCUGGGAUGUCAUUGAUCGGGCCAUCUUUGAGAGGAUACUUCUUGAGGACCCUGCCUUCCAUGUCAUCAACAUGAGCUCUGCCUCCCUGAGCUGUACGGUGGAGGAGCAAGAGGCAGGAGAGAAGGAAGUGAUGCGAUACCUGCUGGCUUGCUACAGGAGGAGUGUCCAACAAUCCAAGGCAAACAAGGGUGACCUCCAUGAAUAUGCAGAGUGCUGUCGGCGAGUCGUCAUCUCCAAUGCAGUGACAAGCUUGUUGACCCCGGAGCUGUUUAAUGGGCAAGACCUGCAUGCACAGACCAUGACUACACUCCUGCAGAUGUUUGCAAGUGGAGAAAUCGACCACGUCUUCAACUUUCUGCUGGAAGUGGUUGAUGCAGUCUUGUUGGACGAAGACCUACAAUUGGCCGACGCGUUCGUUCCGUUGCUAGACCUCCUGUACAAACAGAUGACGGAAAAUCCGUCGCUGUCGGACGCCAGGAAUGCCGCCUUCUGUGCUGUGCUGGAGCUGUUCACGAGACGGACAAGCUUAGCAAACAUUCUAAUGGAUCACGUCACGCCCAAGGACCAUAAAAAAGCCAAGAGUUAUGAGCAGACAGUCCUAGGCAUCCCACUGUCUCUGUCGUGCGUGCCCAGGCAUCAACAGCCGACUGAGUUCUUCACCAAACCAUCCAGGGCAACGCAGAGGGAGCACAGUGCAACACAGGAAUUUUUAUGGCAGCCAAUGGCCCUACUGAAUGACAGGAUGUAUGAAGUUUUCAAAGGGAUCUUCAAGUCUUCGACGGCUAAUAAGAACAGACUACUGUCCUGGCUGGGCAACUGUCUACAUGCAAAUGCAGGUCGGGGUAAACUUUGGUCAAGGGAGAUGCAGAAUUUCGGCCAGGUCUACGCAAGCGACGCUUUCUUUAUGAACCUAGGUGCGGUCAUGGUGCGAUUCUGCGCCCCGUUCACUGCGCCGGACUCCAGCAAGAUUCUCAGCGUGGACCUCAGCUACAGCCGGCUGGAGCUGAGCAGUACCGCUGGGGAGGAGGAGAUGAACGACAAAGGAGUGCAUCUCAGAGGACUCCCCAAAGAGACUUGCCUCAUCAAGUUAGCCGACGACACAGAAGGCGGGAGGAAUCCCACUGCCUCUCCCGCCCUCCCCACCAACCCGCCGUACAAGUUCACCACGGAGGUCUUCUUCCUGGCCCAGCGCUGCCUGAACCUGGGCUACCACAGCGUGCUGGAGCGCUUCAACCGCCUCAACCGGGAGCUGCACCGCAUCCAGGAGGUCUAUCAGGAGAUGCAGCGAUUGGGGGCGGCGGGAGGAAGCAACCCGGCCGUGGAGAGGCUAAGGGAACAGAUGGACAUCGCCAUGGCCCUGUUUCUAUCUCUAAAGACGGCCCUCCUAGAGCCCCAGCUAAUCCAGCACAGUUGGAACCUCCACCUAGCCACGGCCCGCCUCCUAAUCCAGCUGGCCACCACCGACGACCGGACCACCCUCCGGACCCCCUCAUACCCCUUACCCCCGGGGGAGGACGGGGGCUCGGCUCCCCCCUGCCUGGCCUACGUGCCCGAGUUCCUAGCCGAGAAUCUGACCAACUUUCUGCAGUUCCUGCGCCGAUUCGCCGAGCAGAAGUUCGAGGACGGGGCCGAGUCACUGGGUCACCUCAUGACCUUUAUCGUGACCUUUAUGGGGAGCAAAGGUCGGAUGAACAACCCCCAUCUGCGAGCCAAGCUGGCCGAGGUGUUGGAGGGUCUCAUCCCGCCCAAGGAGCAGUCAAAAUCUAUCGUGACAUCAUUCCAUCGGGAGAAAGUGUUCCAGGAACAUCCCCUCCUCCCUCUGGUCUCGCGUUCCUUGCUGAGCAUCUACGUGGACAUUGAGUUCUCGGGCGAUGACCACGCCUUUGAGCAGAAGUUCAACUACCGACGGCCCAUGUACCACAUCCUCAAGUACCUCUGGAGCUUGGAGAAACACAGACAGUCCAUGAAGGAAAUAGCUGCAGAGGCUUUGCUGUCCAUGGAGGCUGCCACUGCGCCCCUGUUCCUUCGCUUCAUCAAUCUUCUCAUCAACGACGCCAUCUUUAUGCUGGACGAGGCGAUGGAUAACCUGAAGCAGAUCAAGGAGAUGCAGCACCAGCGUGACAGCGGCGAGUGGCGCAGUCUGCGGCCCCAGGACCUGCAGCAGCGGGAGAGCACGCUGCGCACCAACGGCAGCAUUGCACGCUUCUUCAACGUCAUGUCCAACGAGUCCAUGAACAUCCUCAACUUCAUCACCAGUGAGAUCAAGACCAUCUUUGUGCAUCCUGUCAUGGUGGAUCGAGUGGCAGCCAUGUUUAAUGACUUUCUACUCAAGUUGGUUGGUCCGAAGAUGGGUGCGUUGAAGGUCAAGAAUUUUGACGAGUUUGAGUUCAAGCCGGGCAGCCUGGUCAAGCACAUUUGCCAGGUCUACCUGAAUCUCGGCGACAACGCAGAAUUCUGCGCGGCCGUUUCGCGGGACGGACGCUCCUAUUCUUCGUCCCUGUUUGUACGGGCGGACCGCGUCCUGAAGAAGAUCAUCGCCCCCAUUGAGAUGAUCGAGGAGAUGACAGCCUUUGAAGAUCGAGUCAGGGCCAUGGCAGCCAAACAAGAAGAGGAGGAAGAGACGUUCGCUGAUGCCCCUGAUGAGUUCAUUGACCCUUUGACCUUUACCCUCAUGAGUGACCCCGUGACCCUGCCCUCCUCCCGGACGGUGAUGGACCGAGCUGUCAUAGCCAGGCAUUUGCUCAGUGACCACACGGAUCCGUUCAACCGGUCGCCAUUGACCAUGGAUGAAGUGGUGACCAAUGACGAACUGCGUAAAAAGAUAGAAGCCUGGAAGCAGGAAAACUCCAAAAAGAAAUGAAGUAAAACUAGAAGCAGAAGAGUUGUAAUCACAUCGAUCUCAAGGCAAGUCACAAGUACGUCACAAGAGUUAGGGGUGAACUGUGACAAGGGAAAACCUUAGGGGUAGCAUGGAUGGCUUGUGCGUAAAGCGCUCGCCUCUCACCAAGGUGACCACGGUUCGAAUCCUGGCCGCAGAUCCUGGCCUCGGAUUCUGGCCUGGCCGGGGAUCACAUGUGAGUAGAGUUGUGCCUUGGUUCUCUCCUGUGCCACGAGGGUUGUUCUCCGGGCCCUCCGGUUUUCCUCCCUCCGGAAAAAUCAAACACUUUCGAUCUCAGGCUGUGCUCCGUGG